AGUAGCAGGCAGACAGAGGCAGAUAGCAGCAGAGAGACUGAUUAUUACAAACUUAGAAUAACAAAAGGAGGUCUGGAGGAAGAGGACGACUGGGAGAAGUCUGCAGGACCUGUGGAGACAGAGGACCAGAGAGGGUUUUGGAGGAGGUUUUUGAAAAGGUCUGGAGGCAGGAGGAGGUCCCGGCUUUCACAGAGGAGGCAGGACUUUCUGGCUGUGUGGUGCGCUCCGACACCAGAGGUCCGCUUUAAUAGCAGAGAAGGAGGAGGAGAGGCCGGUCGACUCUUUUACACCGCUCAGAGAGAGAGAGAGAGAGAGAGAGAGAGAGAGAGAGAGAGACUGAGACUGCAGUCCCGGACAGUCGAGCAUCGAGCAUCCAUAUGCCAAACGGAGCGCACAUUGAGAAGAGUCUACUGGAAAAACGUCCCCUACACUGACUUAUCGGCAGGCAGUGAGAAGCGUUUUGAAACUCUCCGGUUGUUAUAAAUCAGCUGUGUGUGUUUUUUUUUUUUUUCAUCAGAGCUUAAAUUAACUCGGACACUUUGGUUUGGACUCUUCUGACUGCCGGAGUGGGGAGAAAUCAUUUUCCAAAUCUCAAAACCUCCUCUCAGGAUCCCCAUACCUGCAGGAUUUGGGACUGCUUUUUUUUUUUUUAAUUAUUAUUAUUAUUUUUUUUUUUAUCUUUAAAUGUUUUCAUCCAUGGACUCCUGUUUUCCGCGCACGAUACGAGCAGCCCCGCUGUCUCCUGCCCGUCGGCGCGUCUUUUGUCAUUUUAAUGUCGCUGUAAUCACCGCGCGUCUGGCUGAUUGUCGCUAUGCAUUUCAGCGCAAUCUGACAAAUUGAGGAGUUUUUUUUUUUUUUCUUUUAUCUCCUGCCUGGAAUAAAGACGAGACGUCUGUGGGAGAAACGUGGAUUUUGUUUCACGUGUUUCCCUUUGGAUUGGUUUUUGUUAAUUUAAUUCCUCCGUUUUCACCAAACUCUUCAGCGAAGAGAAGAACCCCGAGGAUGUUGCUCCGCUGCUGGAACCCUCCCUCCUGGUCCACCUGUAGGUUUUUAUUCUGCUUUUUGUUGCUGCUCCAAACGCCCCGGCCCUCCUAUCCGCUAAUUACAGGUACCGAGGCCAGCUGUGAGAACGAAGGAGAAGUCCUCCACAUCCCCAACAUCACUGACAACCCCUGCAUCACCUGCGUAUGUCUGGAGGGGAAGGCAGACUGUAAACAGGAGAAAUGUCCACUGGUCUCUGAGGACUGUGCUCUGGUGGUGAAACAGACCGGAGCCUGCUGCGAGAGGUGUAAAGGUUGCAUAUUGGAUGGCCGAUCUUAUAACAGCUCAGUAUCCUGGACCAGCUCCACCAAACCCUGCAUAACCAGACGCUGUCAGGAAGGUGUCAUCACUGAGGCGGAUGUACAGUGUGUGGUCCACUGCAAGAACCCCAAAAUCCACCCCAAGAAGUGCUGCCCCACCUGCCCCAGUUGUAUCUUUGAGGGUCGUCUGUACAAAGAGAAGGAGGAGUUCAGUCCUGAGGGCAAACCCUGCAUCAAGUGCACCUGCACUGGAGGGCGGACUCUCUGCAUGAGGGAGGUGUGUCCUGUACUUUCCUGCCCCGCCCACCUCAGCCACACCCCGUCUGGACAGUGUUGUCCCAGAUGUCUCGGUCAGAGGAAGGUGUUUGAUCUGUAUUCAGGAAGCUGUUUGUUCCACAGCGAAGUGUACGAGAACGGCACGUCCUUCAUACACGACAACUGUACCACCUGCACCUGCAAGGAUUCCACGGUGGUGUGCAAGAAGCGGUGCUCUCGGCCAGGGAGUUGCCACGGCGACCAGUGCUGCGAGGAGUGUCUGUCCUACGUGAAGGUGGAGGAGGUGAAGUACUGCAGAGUCCGGAACAAGAUCUACAGGGAAGGAGACAUGUGGUCGUCAGUGAACUGCACUCUCUGUGCCUGUGUUAAAGGAAACAUCGAGUGUCGGCCCAAACAGUGUGUACCAAUCACCAGCUGCCCCUCGAACAAGAUCUUGAACAGGACCGGCUGCUGUCCAGUUUGCACUGAAAAGCCGGGUGUAUGUACAGUGUUUGGCGACCCUCACUACAACACCUUCGAUGGCAGGACCUUUAACUUUCAGGGAACCUGUCAGUACGUACUGACACGGGAUUGUGGCGGCGUUCCCUCUGGAGGACCGGGAAAUAACAUCAACAGCCCAGACUCCAGCUUCAUGGUGUUGGUGAGAAACGAUGCCCGGCGGACUCGUUCCUUCUCCUGGACUCAGUCUGUUGAGGUGAGACUGGGAGGUUUGAUCCUCGGCCUCCACCAGCACCUGACGGUCCGGAGGAACGGCACUCGCAUCGCCCUGCCCUACCACGGCCCCGGGGUGCACAUCGACCUGGACGGAUACCUGCUCAAACUCACCACCAUCGCAGGUCUGGAGAUCACGUGGGACGGGGACAGUUUUGUGGAGGUUGUGGCUGCCCCCCACCUGCGUGGACGCCUCUGUGGCCUCUGCGGCAACUACAACGGCCACAAGCGCGACGACACCAUGGGAGGCGACGGCCAGUUCAAGUUCGACGUGGACGAGUUUGCCGAGUCAUGGCGAGUCGAGGGAAACGAGCUAUGCUCCCAGCAGCACCCACCUCGCCGGCCAACCUCCUUCCUGUGCCCCGGCAGCGUCAAAGUCAAGUUCCGCGCCCACCGGGAGUGCCAGAAGAUAAAGUCGUGGGAGUUUCAGAAGUGCCACCGUGUGGUUGACUUCGCCCCUUUCUACAGGUCGUGUGUGACGGACAUGUGUGAGUGUCCGGUCCAUAAAAACUGCUACUGUGAGUCCUUCAUCGCCUACAGCCGAGCCUGCGAGAGGGAGGGAGCGCCCGUCCUCUGGAAGGCCGACACCGCUUGCAUGGCCACCCAGUGUAAACAUGGCGCUGUGUACGACACCUGCGGACCGGGCUGCACCAAAACCUGCGACAACUGGAACGAGAUCGGACCGUGCCACAAGCCCUGCGUGGCCGGCUGCCACUGCCCCGCCAACCUGGUGCUGUUCCAGGGACGCUGCAUCAAACCCACGGCCUGCCCCGGGCGGUGACCCAUGUGACCCAGGUGGGAGGGAAGGGUGGGGGGGGGGGGGUGGCUAGGUCAGAGACGGUCAUUUAUAAUAUCAGAAUUAAGGGGCCCAAAGAAGCCGGGAAGAGUUUGGGAGGACACAAAAGGGUCUAAAAAAAAAGUCGACAGAUCAGAUGCGACAAGGUACUCAGGGUCCAGAGCUAUCUGAUGUAGAGAUACAUGCUACGGCGAUGGGAGGAUGAGCCGCGCCACCACAUUCAGCCUCAGACUUCCUUGUGCCUCUUGUAAUAAACAUGUGCUUUCACGAUACCAGUCACCGCCACCGGAGGCGCUAAUUUCAAACUUGUGGAAGAAGAACUGAACUCCCGAGAAUAAACUCAGGGAGCCUAUUUUGGAGAUUUUACAGUCUCCACCCUCCUGAGAAACGUUUGCCCAUGCUGCCAUGGACCCUCGGGAAACUAUUUGGGCCAGUGGACUCCUGCUUGAGCCAACAUGGCGCCCAAAUAUCUCUCCCAAACACCCUGAAGUGGGAAACUGAGCAUCUGCGUUUGGAAUAAGAAGAUUCAAAGCAGAAAAACUCUCUGAUGCAUUGUGUCAAAACUGCCCUCGUGAUCUCGAUUCAAUCAUUUCAUACUGUAAGCUAGCCAGAUUUAUAUGAAAGACAGACAGCUUUUAUAUUAUUAUUGUUCUAAUUAUUAUAAUUAUUAUAAUUAUUAUUAUUUGUUGAUGUUAAUUUAUAUAUCGGUCAAAUGACAUGUCGUAGCAAGAGCCAGAAUCAUGGACAUAAUUGCGUUAUGAAUGAUUUAAAGGGAAACAAAAGCUAUUUAUGUAUUUGUUGUGUUACUGUUUGAAGAGAAAUGCCCAAAUGUGACUCAGUUGUUGCACCAUCGCAGGGAAAAAGUACUGUAUUGUAAUGUGCUCCGUGUACAGGUUGUUGUGGUUCGUAUCAAACUGAAGGUGUUCAUCUAAGCAUAUGUUUCACUUGACGAUAAUUAUUUAAGACCAGCAAUAUAAUCUUUUAUCGAAGUUCA
Messenger RNA from Sander lucioperca (pikeperch), 4078 nucleotides. It is a transcript of the gene bmper, whose product is annotated as BMP binding endothelial regulator. The transcript is spliced from 16 exons. The coding region runs from base 1003 to 3069 and encodes 688 amino acids. NCBI's taxonomy places the organism in Eukaryota, Metazoa, Chordata, Actinopteri, Perciformes, Percidae. The record is from RefSeq and is a predicted model, not a curated record. Gene Ontology annotation, molecular function: protein binding.